AUGGCCUCAGUGACCGGCGCUCUCAGCGCCGCCUUCAGCGGUCCGAAGAUCGCCUUCUACGUGGGUCUCAAGAGCCCCCACGAAGGCUACGAGGUGCUCAAGUUCGACGACGUGGUCACCAACCUCGGCAAUCACUACGACCCCACUACGGGCAAGUUCAGCUGCCAGGUGCGCGGCAUCUACUUCUUCACCUACCACAUCCUAAUGCGCGGCGGCGACGGCACCAGCAUGUGGGCGGACCUCUGCAAGAACGGGCAGGUCCGGGCCAGCGCCAUCGCGCAGGACGCCGACCAGAACUACGACUACGCGAGCAACAGCGUGGUGCUGCACCUCGAGCCCGGCGACGAGGUGUACGUGAAGCUGGACGGCGGCAAGGCGCACGGAGGCAACAACAACAAGUACAGCACGUUCUCGGGCUUCCUUCUGUACCCGGACUAG
This is a messenger RNA of Miniopterus natalensis, 438 nucleotides long. The record is from RefSeq and is a predicted model, not a curated record. NCBI's taxonomy places the organism in Eukaryota, Metazoa, Chordata, Mammalia, Chiroptera, Miniopteridae.